Messenger RNA from Esox lucius (northern pike), 2983 nucleotides. It is a transcript of the gene otol1a, whose product is annotated as otolin 1a. Gene Ontology annotation, molecular function: protein binding. The record is from RefSeq and is a predicted model, not a curated record. The coding region runs from base 1233 to 2753 and encodes 506 amino acids. The transcript is spliced from 5 exons. Lineage: Eukaryota; Metazoa; Chordata; Actinopteri; Esociformes; Esocidae.
AACCCUGAUUCAUCCCAUAGGAAUCGAGUUAUUGCAGUAACAAUAUUAUUAUAUGAAGUACUUCAAGUGUAUUGCUAAACUAGUAGGCCUUUUAGAUAUUUUACACUUACUGUCAGGUGUGUUAAUAUUGCGAUGGAAAGGGGUUGUGACCGAAUCCUUCCUGGAGCACGAGGAGCACCCGAAGACCAACACGAGGAACGAUGCAGCCCUCUGGUGGAUGAUUCCAUAACCAUUUGCAUCCAAUUGAUAUACAAAUACACCUCUGCAUUUUCGACAAAUGCACGCAAAACGCCAGGGGCAAUUAUUGGCUGAAGGAACAAUGGAAGCGUAUACACCGUUAAAUUCAGCUCUUGACCUUCAGAAUCACUAGUUCCACUCGUUGUUCCAUUGUGCCCGUUUAUUCAGUGGCUAGUAGCACAAUACAUAUUAUUUUUGUGCCUGGUGAGGUGUCCUUGGCCCUGUAAUACACUUCCCCAGAUGACUAUUACAUGAAUAAACAAGGAGGAAUAGGAGUACUUUGUGUCCACGGUGCUUGUGAGCCUUCAUCAGGACCAGGAGUAAGGGGACCAUGUAAUGAGGCACCCACAGCCUCAGAGGGGAAUGCCCCUAUAGAGACGGAGAGUGUUUGUUUCACAGACAAGACCACGUGGCUGCAGUCAAGGGGAUUCAAAGUCCCAAACUCAAAUCCCCCCCCUUCAACGUCAAGGCGGAAGGUGGACAUCCUACCCAUAAUGCCCUUUGAGAAGGGCCUGUGAAUGCCGUGCCGGGUUUCCUGAAGGUUGUGGCUGGAUGUUGGAUCAGGGCGGCGACGGAGACCCGUCUGAGACAUGCACACCUCCCUGUGCGGUUCUGUGUCGGACCGGUCUGCUUUGAGCUGAAGCCACUGGGACCGGAUGGGCCCACCUCUGUCUCGCUCAGGACACACAACCUGUACCAGUGUGUGUCACAUAUCAGAGGAACGGGAAAACCAAAAAGAAAGCCCUGUGUUGGAUGUUGUUCUAGCAUUUCAUGACCUGAUUCCUUAGGUUUCACCCUGUGCCCCAAUCCACCCAACCUUGCUCAUAGUCCCAGUCUACCCCCCCCCCCCGCCUCAUCUCAUUGGUCAAGCUAAGGAGGCAAGAGGCCAGCAGACCCAAUAAAAGGGGUUUGUGGUUGGAGCCACCGAAUCCAGGGAAUUAGAAUGACAGCCAGACGUUUCAUUUAAAGACAAUCACAAGGCAACAGUCGCUGACAUGCCCUCUCUUCAUCUGCUACCCAUGCUGACAGUCCUGCUUCUGGUGGCCUUGAUAGCGACCGAUUCGUCCGCGGCCAGGACCACCCGCUGGCCUAAGACUCAGAGUACCAAGAAGCCACCUCGUGGAGGUGGUACCGGAGGAGGAGUUGGAAGCACCCAGGCGGGCCGCCAGGGCUUCCGGCAAACCACCGCGGCCCCGUCAAGCACUCUGGGCACUGAGGGGACCACCGAGGACGCCACGACGGACGCCUCGUCCCUGUCGCCCACCGACAGCACCACCUAUCCGGGCGAUACUUACACGACGGGGUAUCAGACGGAUGCCACGGCGCUCCCUGGGGGCGAACUGGGGAACUACACCCUAGACUACACCCAGUGCUUUUUAAACAUCUGCGAGUGCUGCCCGCCUGAGAAAGGCCCCGUGGGGCCCCGCGGGGAGAGGGGCCCCCCAGGGCCACCGGGAGAGAGGGGUUUUCCAGGGGUCCCUGGGCUCAAGGGGAAUGUGGGGCUCACAGGUCCCCCUGGACUGGAUGGAAUGCCUGGAGCUACGGGACUGGAAGGUGAUAAAGGUGAAAAAGGAGAUCAAGGAACCACAGGAAUGCCUGGUGCUCCGGGAUUAACUGGCAAAGAUGGAGAGAAAGGUGACGUGGGCCUCAAAGGAGAGAAAGGAGACCCAGGGCUUCCUGGCUUGAAAGGAGAUCCAGGAGACAGGGGCAAGCCUGGGCGAAAUGGUACCCAGGGUGACAAAGGGGACAUGGGUAGAAUCGGCCCCACAGGAUCCCCUGGGCUGCCUGGACCGAUUGGACUGCCUGGGGAAAAGGGAGAGCGUGUGAUCGGGGAGAAGGGAGACAAAGGUCAGCCAGGCUUAACUGGCCCUCCUGGGCCGAGGUCAGAGGCGGGCCCCGCAGGAGCCAAUGGAACAGAUGGUUUACCUGGACCUAAAGGGGACAGGGGUGCUCCAGGACCCCAGGGAGCAAGAGGGGACGCUGGGGGGCGGGGGCCUCCAGGGCCCCCAGGUUUGAGGGGCCUGCCUGGGCUGAAGGGAGAGAAAGGUCCCAGGGGCCCCAGGGGCGUGCGGGGUCCCAUGGGCCCUCAGGGGGAAACCGCGGAGCAGGUCCGGUCGGCCUUCAGCGUGGGCCUCUUCCCCAGCAAGUCCUUCCCCCCUCCGGGCCUGCCUGUCAAGUUUGACAAGAUCCUCUACAACGAGGAGGAACACUGGGAUGCCGCGACCAGCAAGUUCAACUGCACUCACCCCGGGGUGUAUGUGUUCUCCUACCACAUCACAGUGCGCAACAGGCCACUGCGCGCCGCCCUGGUGAUUAACGGCGUGAAGAGGCUGCGGACGCGCGACUCCUUGUACGGCCAGGACAUCGACCAGGCGUCCAACCUGGCUCUGCUGAGGCUGGCCGAGGGGGACCAGGUGUGGCUGGAGACACUGAGGGACUGGAACGGAGUCUACUCCAGCAGCGAGGACGACAGCACCUUCACAGGCUUCCUGCUCUAUGCUGACCCCAAGUCCUGACCUAUGACCUCGUCUCUGACCCCGGCUUGAACGCCGCACAACCUUUAUCCGACGUCUACCGCUGGCUCUGCGUUGCCUCAGGCUUUUCGCACUUUUGAGAAUCUGUUCACACCACUGCUACUAGCUAAACAUUAGUGCUUUUUCUGUCACAGUAAUCUGACCAAAUGCUUGCUGUACAUGGAUGCGGAAGCAUUCACAUAAUGCACCGCUGAUGGUUUAUAACACUGCAA